This is a messenger RNA of Juglans regia (Persian walnut), 623 nucleotides long. RefSeq lists its product as uncharacterized. Lineage: Eukaryota; Viridiplantae; Streptophyta; Magnoliopsida; Fagales; Juglandaceae. The record is from RefSeq and is a predicted model, not a curated record. Bases 123 to 362 code for a protein of 79 amino acids. The transcript is spliced from 3 exons.
UUCAACCAGCCUUUUACGGGGGUCUUAUAAAGGCGACCUACCCAGACCGAUGCCAGAAGGUUCGAACAAGUCUUUCAACCAUUUCCGUCGUAGUUUCAGAUCGGAAACCCUCGCGUUCAAAAAUGUCAGCGAAGUACAUCAUAGGAGGUAUUUUGGGAUCUUUUGCAAUUGCGUAUACGUGUGACUAUUUUCUUGCUGAUAGGAAGAUAUUUGGUGGUACCACCCCCAAGACCGUUUCAAACAAGGAAUGGUGGGAAGAAACGGAUAAGAAGUUCCAGGCUUGGCCUCGCACUGCCGGGCCUCCUGUUGUGAUGAAUCCCAUCAGUCGCCAAAACUUCAUUGUCAAGCCCCGUUCCGAAUAGUGAAGCUUGCAUCUUUGGCAAAUCAUUCGAAUGAAUUUCGUUUCUUGUUAUAGGCCUUGCAAAGCCAUGCUCAUAAAUUCUACUGUAUUCCAUUAAAUGAUGCACCCAUAUAUUGGGUUCGGAUCUUAAUAACUGUCGUCAAGUCAGGGCAUUUCUUUGUCAGAAUGAUAGUUGUUUUUUAUCAUUUGGAUGUCGAAAGAUGAUUUUACAAGCUUUUUUCUUCAUAUUUUGAGUGUGGAAUGUCUGAUGUAUUUGCUCUAU